CACUUAUUUAUGAUACUGACAUCAAAUGUCACCUUUUGCCAAUGUUUGGUUAUGUUUCUGUGUUCAGUGCAUUAAAACAAUCAAUAAACAUUUAUUAUCGGCAAACAAUUAUCAUGUUUGCGACGCCUAAUUAUCACUAAUACACCAUACACAGUUCGGGUUCAGGUCGCCAACAUGUUUUACGUGUUACUGGUCGCGUCUAGUUUCUUGGCCUGCGGCUUGGCCCAGAAAUCGCCCCUUUACAUGCAGCCCCAGCAGGUGCACAUCGCUUUCGGCGACAACAUUCAUCAAAUUGUGGUCACCUGGUCGACCUACAAUCCCACAGACGAUUCCAUUGUGGAGUAUGGAAUAGGGGGCCUUAUAAACACUGCCACUGGUCAGUCGAGGUUGUUUGUAGACGGGGGCCCUGAGAAGCAUUCCCAGUAUAUACAUCGAGUGGUUUUAAGCGACCUGGCGCCGGAUAGUCGAUAUGAGUAUCAUUGCGGUGGAUCAGAUGGUUGGUCCGACCUGUUCUGGUUCAAAACGCUUCCAUCUGGGGACGAUUGGUCCCCCCAUUUGGUGAUCUACGGAGAUAUGGGCAACGAUAACGCCCAAUCGCUCACGAGACUGCAGGAGGAGACUCAAAGGGGGCUGUACGAUGCUGUGCUGCACAUUGGGGACUUCGCCUAUGAUAUGGAUUCGGAUAACGGCUACGUGGGCGAUGAAUUUAUGCGGCAAAUCGAGCCAAUCGCCGCCUAUCUCCCCUACAUGACCUGUCCAGGCAACCACGAAGAAGCCUACAACUUCAGCAACUACAAAGCGAGAUUUAGCAUGCCCGGCGCCCCAGACUCUGUGAUGUACAGCUUCGAUAUCGGCCCCAUGCAUAUCAUCUCAAUUUCCACCGAGCUCUACUACUUUCUCAACUUCGGACUCAAAAGCCUGGUGUUCCAGUUCGAGUGGCUGAAGAACGACCUAAUCCAGGCCAACUUGCCGGAGAACCGGGAGAAACACCCGUGGAUCGUUGUGGUUGGGCACCGGCCGAUGUACUGCAGCAACCUGAACCCUGACGACUGCACCCAUCACGAAACGCUCACCAGAGUGGGGCUGCCGUUUCUUCACAUGUUUGGCUUGGAGAAUCUUCUUUGCAAUUAUGGGGUGGAUUUGGAGAUUUGGGCCCACGAGCACAGCUAUGAAAGACUGUGGCCGAUCUACGACUACAAGGUUUACAACGGCAGCUACGAGGCGCCUUACACGAAUCCUAAGGCCCCCGUGCAUUUUGUGACUGGAUCGGCCGGCUGCGUUGAGGGCAGGGAAAACUUCACAACCACCAGACCCUACUGGUCGGCUUUUAUUAGUCGCGAUUAUGGCUACACUCGGCUGAGGGCUUUCAAUAGGACGCAUCUCUACUGGGAACAGGUGUCUGAUGAUAAAGCCGGAGAAAUAAUCGACUCUGUGUGGUUGAUCAAAGACUCUCAUGGACUCUACCCGCAUUCGAAAAUGGACUGGGAGAGCAUCGAGCAGAUGCGCUUGAAAACAUUCAACAAUGUUUAGUGUAUUAUUAGGUAAUUGUGAUAGAUUCGGCCACCUGUAGGAUUUGGGUGUUUAUCAACAUGUAAAUAAAUAAAGCUUUAUUAAUAACAUAAAAUAAA
Molecule: messenger RNA, 1628 nt
Organism: Dendroctonus ponderosae (mountain pine beetle)
Lineage: Eukaryota; Metazoa; Arthropoda; Insecta; Coleoptera; Curculionidae
Product: acid phosphatase type 7
Exons: 7
Coding region: 175-1530 (451 amino acids)
Molecular function (GO): metal ion binding; acid phosphatase activity
Source: RefSeq, a predicted model, not a curated record